AUGGAUCUCCGCAGAAGAGCCCUUCUCGGCGUGGAUGGACUUCGAGUUCUCCUGAUGCUGUUCCAUACAGUGACUCGAAUCAUGGCAGAACAAGAAGUGGAAAAUCUCUCAGGCCUUUCCACUAACCCUGAAAAAGAUAUAUUUGUGGUGCGGGAAAAUGGGACGACGUGUCUCAUGGCAGAGUUUGCAGCCAAAUUUAUUGUCCCUUAUGAUGUGUGGGCCAGCAAUUACGUGGAUCUGAUCACGGAGCAAGCAGAUAUCUCAUUGACCCGGGGAGCCGAGGUGAAGGGCCACUGUGGCCACGACGAGUCGGAGCUGCAGGUGUUCUGGGUGGAUCGCGCGUACGCACUCAAAAUGCUGUUUCUAAAGGAAAGUCACAACACGUCCCAGGGACCCGAGGCAACGUGGAAGCUGAGCAAAGUCCAGUUUGUCUACGACUCCUCAGAGAAGACCCACUUUAAAGACGCAGUCAGUGCUGGGAAGCACACAGCCAACUCGCAUCACCUCUCUGCCUUGGUCACCCCAGCCGGGAAGUCCUAUGAAUGUCAAGCUCAGCAGACCAUCUCACUAGCCUCCAGCGACCCACAGAAGACAGUCACCAUGAUCCUGUCCGCGGUCCACAUCCAGCCCUUUGACAUCGUCUCUGACUUUGUCUUCAGUGAAGAGCAUAAAUGCCCAGUGGAUGAGCGGGAGCAGCUGGAGGAGACCUUGCCGCUGAUUUUGGGGCUCAUCCUGGGCCUCGUCAUUGUGGUCACGCUGGUCAUUUACCACAUCCAUCACAAGAUGACUGCCAACCAGGUGCAGAUCCCUAGGGACCGGUCCCAAUAUAAGCACAUGGGCUAG
Budorcas taxicolor (takin) is the source of this 843-nucleotide messenger RNA. RefSeq names its product lysosomal associated membrane protein family member 5 (gene LAMP5). Gene Ontology annotation, cellular component: membrane. The record is from RefSeq and is a predicted model, not a curated record. Bases 1 to 843 code for a protein of 280 amino acids. Lineage: Eukaryota; Metazoa; Chordata; Mammalia; Artiodactyla; Bovidae. The transcript has 6 exons.